Messenger RNA from Coffea arabica (coffee), 1507 nucleotides. RefSeq names its product protein SENSITIVITY TO RED LIGHT REDUCED 1-like. Lineage: Eukaryota; Viridiplantae; Streptophyta; Magnoliopsida; Gentianales; Rubiaceae. Gene Ontology annotation, cellular component: nucleus; cytoplasm. The record is from RefSeq and is a predicted model, not a curated record.
CGGACGUUAGGCAGUGGCACUCGUGCAGUCGUUAAUACUCUGUCUUUGUCACUCUCGGCAUUGAUGCCUGGUACCCGUCAUAAACUAUUGAAACAAGCUUAAAGACCAAAACCCACAGUUCCAGCGGCGGCAUCUGCCCACCCCUCUCCCUCCUUUCCUGGGGCAGCUGGGUUUGAAGCCUCAAAUCCCUUAUCCCACUGGAGGAGAGGUAGGCAGAAAGCCAGCGAAACCUCUGACGGGCAGCUUUCUUGUCUUCAGUCUUGCCAUUUUUUAACAAGGUCUUUGUGGAAUGCAUUCUUUUGCCAGGAUUAUUAGCUCGAGUUACAAGGUGUUCUAGGUUCUUGUAGAACAAUUAUUUGGUCCAAUCAUGGCUGCAUCUGCGAAAACUUUAAGCCUUGAAAAGCCUAAUCCUCCUGCUGAAGACUGGAAGAUAGUCUUACCUCGUCGAGGAAAACAGAAGAGGCAGUUUCGCAAAACCAUUGAAUCUGAACUACAGAAACCGGGGCAAUCCUGGUCUCCUAUAGAUGAUCAAAGUGAUCCCGAAAGUGAAUCAAAAUUAAUGCAGAAGAUGCUGAGUUAUGUCCAAAAACUUGAGAGUUCCCAGUUCUAUCAAGCCUUCAUAGAUCAAAUCCAAAGUCAUGAAAUGUCUGAUCAUUUGCACAGGGUUUCGGGGUCAGAAGAGAAAUUGCAGAUGGUGAUAUAUGGUAUUGGCAGCAUUGAGUCAUAUGAACCACCUCGAUUACAACUUAGCUUGGCAAUAUUGAUGAAAAGGAAAUUCACGUGGAUAGGGGAAGUAGAGGUGUUUGAUCCGGUUCUUUCUUUAACAGAAUCAAAGGUUUUGUCAGCUUUAGGAUGUUCUGUGCUAUCUUUUAAUGAACAGGGACGGCGACAAGCCUUAAAACCAACACUAUUCUUCAUGCCACACUGUGAGGCAGGAUUGUAUGACAAUCUCCUCCAGGCGAAUUGGGAAGUCAAUAUGUUGAACCAGAUUGUAUUGUUUGGAAAUAGCUUUGAGGCAUAUGAACAAUUCUUGUCAGUCUGCAAGGAUCCAAUUCGUGAGGAAAGACAAAGGCAUAUCAUGGCCAUCAGGAGGUUCACUAAAGAGUUUGCAAUUAAUGCAACAUCAGAUGAUUAUUUUCAGGCUUUCCAUAGUUCUAGUUGGCAUUUUUUCCGCAUCAGUCAUGAUGAAGACUUGCAAAAUUGUUAAACUAUGACAACUUCACGGUGAUUACUAUGGACUUGCUUGAUUGUCUUCACCAGUUAGCCAUUGUUACACAUCGUGGAUAGUAUUGGUCCUCAGCAAUAUAUUGCUUUUUGGCCGUGCUACUUCUUACUCAUCUUUUUAAUUUGUAUACUAACAUCAAUUGUUCAUAUUUCGGGAUUGAUUUCAUAUUUAUUGACCAAUUGACAAGAUUUUGGAAACUUUUGUUGUAAAAAACAUUCGAAGUUCAGUUUGGAGUAAAGGGUCAUAUUAUUCUUAUGGAACAAUGACUAGUUGAGAUCAGCA